Messenger RNA from Oenanthe melanoleuca, 5670 nucleotides. RefSeq names its product THO complex subunit 1 (gene THOC1). The transcript is spliced from 22 exons. The coding region runs from base 13 to 2055 and encodes 680 amino acids. Gene Ontology annotation, biological process: regulation of DNA-templated transcription elongation; signal transduction; mRNA export from nucleus. Gene Ontology annotation, cellular component: THO complex part of transcription export complex. The record is from RefSeq and is a predicted model, not a curated record. Gene Ontology annotation, molecular function: protein binding. Lineage: Eukaryota; Metazoa; Chordata; Aves; Passeriformes; Muscicapidae.
AGGGCGGGCGCCAUGGCGUCAUCGGCGCGCGCCCGCAGCGCCGCCCGCCCGCCCGGGAACAUGUCGCCGCCGCUCUUCAGCCUGCCCGAGGCGCGGCUCCGCUUCACGACAUCCACCAGAGAGGCUCUGAUAAACAAAAGCAUCAAGCCGUUGUUGAAUGCAUUUAACCAAGUUCCUGGAAGUGAAAAUGAAAAGAAGUGUACCUUGGAUCAAGCUUUUAGAGUUGUUGUAGAAGAAGAAAUAAUAAACAAAGCUCCAUGUGAGAAUCUCCUGGCAAUUAUCUCUCUUGCUAUUAAUGGAGUCACAGAAGGUAUCUGCACUGCAUCAACUCCUUUUGUGCUUUUGGGGGAUGUUCUGGAUUGCCUCCCUUUGGAUCAGUGUGACAAAAUUUUCACUUUUGUGGAGAAAAAUGUUGCUACGUGGAAAUCGAACACAUUUUACUCUGCAGGGAAAAAUUACUUGCUACGCAUGUGCAAUGACCUCCUAAGAAGAUUAUCUAAGUCACAAAACACAGUUUUUUGUGGAAGAAUUCAGCUAUUCUUGGCUAGGUUAUUUCCACUUUCAGAAAAGUCAGGGCUUAACCUACAGAGCCAGUUUAACUUGGAGAAUGUCACUGUUUUCAAUACCAAUGAACAUGAGAGCACUCUGGGACAGAAGCACACUGAGGAGAGGGAAGAAGGUAUGGAUGUGGAAGAAGGUGAAAUGGGAGAUGAUGAAGCACCGACAAGCUGUUCCAUUCCAAUAGAUUAUAACCUGUAUAGAAAAUUCUGGUCACUUCAAGAUUAUUUUAGAAAUCCUGUGCAGUGCUAUGAGAAGGUGUCAUGGAAAACCUUUCUUAAGUACUCAGAAGAAGUUUUGGCUGUUUUCAAAAGUUACAAAUUGGAUGACACUCAGGCUUCCCGAAAAAAGUUGGAAGAACUAAAAACAGGAGGAGAACAUGUAUAUUUUGCAAAGUUCCUAACCAGUGAAAAGCUGAUGGAUUUACAACUGAGUGACAGUAAUUUCCGCCGUCACAUCUUGUUGCAGUACCUAAUACUAUUUCAGUAUCUAAAGGGACAAGUCAAAUUUAAAAGUUCAAACUACGUUCUAACAGAUGAACAGUCUCUUUGGAUUGAAGAUACUACAAAAGCAGUUUACCAGCUUCUUUCAGAAAAUCCUCCAGAUGGAGAAAGAUUCUCUAAAAUGGUAGAGCAUAUAUUAAAUACUGAAGAAAACUGGAACUCAUGGAAAAAUGAGGGCUGCCCAAGCUUUGUGAAAGAAAGAUCUCAUCCAGAGUUUCAGCUUGGACCUCCUGAUUCAAAGCCAAUGAGACCUGUGAGGAAGAGGCCAGCUCCAGAGGACUUCCUAGGAAAAGGAUCAAGCAAAAAAAUCCUUAUGGGGAAUGAGGAACUGACCCGCCUUUGGAAUUUAUGUCCUGAUAACAUGGAAGCCUGUAAAUCUGAGAGUAGGGAAUAUAUGCCAACACUGGAGGAAUUUUUUGAGGAAGCUAUUGAACAAGCAGACCCUGAAAACAUGGUUGAAAAUAAGUAUAAGGCUGUGAACAAUUCUAACUAUGGCUGGAGAGCACUGAGGCUUCUGGCACGCAGAAGUCCCCACUUCUUCCAGCCAACAAACCAACAAUUCAAGAGUUUACCUGAAUAUCUAGAAAACAUGGUAAUCAAAUUAGCCAAGGAGCUGCCUCCUCCUUCUGAAGAAAUAAAAACAGGUGAAGAUGAAGAUGAGGAAGAUAAUGAUGCUUUAUUAAAGGAAAACAAUGAAAGUCCGGAGGUGCAGCGGGACAAAGCCAUGACGGGCGAGCAGAUCGAGUCCUUUGCCAACAGGCUGGGGGAGCAGUGGAAGGCCUUGGCCCCCUACCUGGAGAUGAAGGAGUCUGACAUCCGGCAGAUCGAGCUGGACAGCGAGGACGUGAAGAUGAGAGCCAAGCAGCUGCUGGUGGCCUGGCAGGACCAGGAGGGCGCCCACGCCACCCCCGAGAACCUGAUCACGGCGCUGAGCAAAGCCGGCCUCGGGGACCUGGCCGAGAGCUUCACCAACGACACCGAAGGCAGCAGCUAACUCGCCUCGGAUGCCAACUGACGCACUUGGGGCUGGGCUGUUGGUAAUUGAGGCUCUUCUGGUGCUUGCCAUUGAUAAUUGUUACCUUUGUCGCUAGAUAACAGAUUUUUGAUAGGUCUUUUAUGUUCAGGAAAUGAUAUAAAGCUUUUUAAUAAUACUGUUGGGUUGUCUAGAUUGUCUGAGAAAAGGAUUAGUCGCCCUGGCCUGGAACUAGGAAGCUUCAUCUUUGGUUGUAGAACUUAAAAGGGGAGGAUGGAGAGCCCUGGCAGCUUUUGGGGCAGGCUGGCUUUGGCACCAGCAGAACUCGGGUUGCUCCCACUGGACAGAGAAUUGGCAAGCUCAUUCCUCACGGUGGGAAGGACUUGUGUGAAUGACUUUGGAGUCACCCUUUGGGGUGAUGGGAGCUGGGGAUUCCAGGAAGGUCAAAACCUACCUGGUAGAGGUGAAAUAAGAGAGUUGUGAUGGCAUUCCAAGGCACAGCACUGACUUCCAGGGAAGAAGUGAUGUCCUGCACUCCCACUGAAGCACUGGUUCAAUGAAUGAUCAUGGAAUUUCCAUGCUGGUUUUUAUUAGUGAUGAUUGUUAGCUUCUCAUUCUUUGGCUAUGUAGGAACGCCCCUGAGUCGUGGUGAACAAAGAAAUUUUUUUGUCACAGGUUACUGUGAAGGUUUCAUUUUAAGGCCAUGGUUGUCUGUAGAUGGGUACAAGCUGUUUUCCCUCAAAAUGUGAGAGAUUUUUAAGGUGUUAAGUGGCAGCUGGCUACAACUUGUUCUGUGGUUAGUUUGUAUAUUGUUUCUGUCAUUCAGCAAGAUCUCUAAUGGGUUUGGAAAAUAACUUCCACUAAACUCUUCUCUGUAUUUCUUCAGCUAGUCACUCAUAGCUGUGACUUUCCAGCAAGAUUAGCUACCACCGCAAAGGAGAGUUCCAUUGUUAAGUUUUGUGCCUGCUACCCCACUUCAGACUUAAAUGUGAUUAGGAAUUUGAUUAGGGUGCUUCAGUGAACGUUGGUAGGGGCAGAGAUACAGGAAAAUUAUUGGAAAUAACAGCCCAGGUCUUAGCUCCUGCUGCAGGUAGGGGUUGGUAGAAAGUAGGAACUUCCACAGUUUCAACUGAUUAAGGGACUUGAGCAUAUUGUGAGUGGAGGUGUGCAGGUGCGACUGACAACUUCAGUGCUGGGAAAGCUGAGGAUGACAGUGGGAGGAUGCAAUUCCACCAAGCAGCAACCAGGCACAGGCACCAUCCCUCCUUCCCCUGUAACAGGAUGCAAAACAAGAAUUUAACCCUGGAGGAGCCUGUAGUGUUUCUGUGGGGCCUGCAGGAACAGAGCCUGGGGCUUCCUUAAUGGAAUGCUUUUAAGCAUUGUGUGCCACUUUAAAACAGAGCCCCAGGCCUUUGGUGUGCUCCCAGAUGAAGCUGUGCAGGGAAGGUGGCACUGGAGUAACAGCUGCAAGGCAGAAGAGCUACAGCUGAUGCCAGUGUCCCAAGGAAGGGUGAAAGGAACCUAUCCAAUCAAACGAGGCACAGGCAAAGUCACCACCCUGCCAACAGGGUGAAAAUAUUUCAUAUGAAUAUGGACCAGCUCUUCCAGAAGGCACUGGAACACAUCAAGACUGGGAACCUGUACAUCAAAGGGUGAGGGGUGGGUGACCUUGAUAGUGCUUUUUAGGCUGUAGCCAGCACCAAAAGGCUUUGUCUACUGCAGUCACAUACAUCCAGUUACUGCAGAAGGUCCUAUAAGUAGGUAAAGCCCAGCCACCACAUUGGACUUAGCUACUGAGUAAAGAAUAACAGGACAGGAGACACAUCCCUACAGCUUAAAAAAAAAGUGACUUUAUUCCAUGACUGCUCUGAGACAUUCAUCAGUGGUGGCCCAAGAAGUGAAAACAAAUGCAUACUGACUACAGUACCAGGACAGGAGCUGUUUUUAAUGGAGACACAUUGUUGAUCACAAUUUAUUUUGAAAUCAUGAGAUGCCAGCAACAGAACAGACUGAAUCAGCAGGUCAGGCUGGACAAAUACUUGAUUGUAGCCACAGCUGUUGGCUACGGGCAGCAGCACUGAGUUACACAACAAGGCAACAGUUUCUCUUCUACCUUCCUAACAGAACUGCCAGGUAAGGCAAAGGAUGGACAGCUACUGAACUGUGGUAUAAACCAUGCAAGAGUAACAAAUGUGAGAGUAGGUGUGUAAUAAAUACUUGAUGACAUUAGAGAAGAAGGAGGAGGAGAGGCUCAUUUUAAAAAAAAUUAUCUUCUGCAAGACAUUAAAGCUAUUUUAAGUAUUGUCACCACCACAGUGGGCAGUCCAGUCCAAUAGUGACUAAUUGGUACAUGGAUCAGUUUUAAAACAUCCCUCUGCACAUGAGAAGGUUUGAACAAAUUAUUUAUCCACUUGCUAAAGCUCUGGGGUUAAAGAAGUGAUCAGUAAUCAACAUUUAUUUCACACCUAGGCAGAAUGGCUAAAACGGAAGACUAUUGUUCAGCUUCUUCUUCAACAACUUCAAUUCUGCGAGGCCCGUAGAGUAGAACAUAAGCUAUAUGCCAGUCUCCACCCCCAGAUAACCUCAAAAUGUCUUCAGGUGUAACAAUGCUAACUUUGUCAUCAUCAAAUUUAAUCCAUUCAUCUGCAAGGAAAACAAGAGGAUCAUUUGUAACUUAGGUACAUAAAAUCUAAAUCUGCCCCUUGGCUGAAAGGAGCUGUGAAAAGUGGUUAACAGGGCUGCAGUUUAUUUUUUUUUACCUUGUUUCCUUUUAACCCAAGACACAUAAUGCCCAGAGGAACUUGAUCUGCCUUGAUGAGUUAGCACUGCCUGCAGGUCAUAAUAGCCGCAAUUGUUAGAACCAAUAUCUGAAGGGGAAAGAAAAAGUAACAUUGAGUUCUACUUGAACAGCUGCAGUAUUUUUAACACACAGCUCACAGACCGAAGAUGCAUCAGCCAGGCCACAGCACCAUAGCCCUGUGUAACCCCAGCUACAGCACAGUACAAAACCAGUGUGAACUAAAAGCAGUAACUCUCAGCCAGGAGAGUCUCAGGAAACUGAAGAUGUUGUUCAUUCUCAUGAAAUAAAUAUGUAUCCAUAAAUAUUACUGAUGUAUGCACAGGGUGAGUGCUUUGGGCCUUCAGGCUCCAAGCUCCCCCAAAACUGAGGCAACACCAGCACCACGGCAGCACUUUCAAAAGUCCAGUUUAAGUUUUUGGUUUGAUUUCAGCCUUCUACCACCCACUGAUAAAGCAGCACGCAAAACAACUGCACAUUACAUGUAAAUGUCUUAUGUGCCUGUCUUCUGUUAUCACCAGCUUGUCAGAUAGAUGGCAAUUAUGUAUCUCACUAUCUCAACAUUUACCUAAUCUUUCCAGUCCUGUCAGUAUCUGACAAAAGCAUUAAAGAGACAGCAUUCCCAAAAAAAAAGUCCUACCAUCAGGUACACAAAACACAAGUAAAUAGAAAGUUACUUUAAAGUAGAUUUGCUUCUCUGUACUCACCAUCAGGAAAAGAAAAUGGUUCAUAUUUAACUUCUUUCUGUGCACCAUCACUUUUACUAGACUAAAAAAGAAAGUUGAAUUAAUGUGGAACAGUUUAAUAAAAGCUUUAGCACAAUCACAUCAAAUCACAAA